AUGCCUGCUUGCAGCUUCCAUAGUGUAGUGUCUACGGCCGUGGUGGAGCCAUACAACGCCAUCCUGACCACCCACACCACACUGGAGCACUCGGACUGUUCCUUCAUGGUGGACAACGAGGCCAUCUACAACAUCUGCCGCAGGAACCUGGACAUCAAGCACCCGUGUUACAUCAACCUGAACCAGCUGAUCAGUCGGAUUGUGUCCUCGGUCACCGCCUCCCUUCUUUUCGAUGGUGACCUCAACGUCAACCAGACAGAGUUCCAGACCAACUCAGCCAAUCAGCUGGUGAAAUGUGACCCUCGCCACAGCAAAAACAUGGCCUGCUGUCUCCUGUUCCGCGGCGACGUGGUGCCCAAAGACGUGAACGCCGCCAUCGCCACCAUCAAGACCAAGCACUCCAUCCAGUUUGAGGACUGGUGCCCCACUGGUUUCAAGGUGGGUAUCAACUCCCAGCAGCCCACCGUGGUUCCCAGCGGAGACCUGACCAAGGUGCAGCGUGCUGCGUGCAUGCUGAGCAACACCACCGCCAUCGCCAAGGCCUGGGCUGGCCUCAACCACAAGUUCGAUCUAAUGUACGCCAAGCGGGCCUUCGUCCACUGGUACGUGGGUGAGGGGAUGGAGGAUGGCGAGUUCUUGGAGGCCAGAGAAGACAUGGCGGCGCUGGAGAAGGAUUACGAAGUGGUUGGAGCCGAUAGUGUGGGGGAGGAUGACGGCGAGGAAUAUUAA
Messenger RNA from Perca fluviatilis (European perch), 729 nucleotides. RefSeq names its product tubulin alpha chain-like. Gene Ontology annotation, molecular function: GTP binding; structural constituent of cytoskeleton. Bases 1 to 729 code for a protein of 242 amino acids. Gene Ontology annotation, biological process: mitotic cell cycle; microtubule cytoskeleton organization. Gene Ontology annotation, cellular component: microtubule; cytoplasm. NCBI's taxonomy places the organism in Eukaryota, Metazoa, Chordata, Actinopteri, Perciformes, Percidae. The transcript has a single exon. The record is from RefSeq and is a predicted model, not a curated record.